Molecule: messenger RNA, 705 nt
Organism: Closterium sp. Yama58-4
Lineage: Eukaryota; Viridiplantae; Streptophyta; Zygnematophyceae; Desmidiales; Closteriaceae
Source: the annotation of a GenBank genome assembly
AUGUUCAGUCAGCUCCCCGCCGUCGCGUUUUCCUCUUCCCCGCCGUCGCGUUUUCCUCCUCCCCGCGGUCACGUUUUCCUCCUCCCCGCCGUCGCGUUUUCCUCCUCCCCGCCGUCGCGUUUUCCUCCUCCCCGCAAUCGCGUUUUCCUCCUCCCCGCCGUCGCGUUUUCCUCCUCCCCGCCGUCGCGUUUUCCUCCUCCCCGCCGUCGCGUUUUCCUCCUCCCCGCCGUCGCCUUUCCCUCCUCCCCGCCGUCGCCUCUCCCUCCUCCCCGCCGUCGCCGCUCUUUCCUCCCCGCCGUCGCGUCUCCCUCCUCCCCGCCAUCUCCUCUCCCUUACCUCCCCGCCGUCGCCUCUCACUCCUCCCCGCCAUCGCCUCUCACUCGUCCCCGCCGAUUCGCCUUUCCCUCCUCCCCGCCGUCGCCUCUCCCUCCUCCCCGCCGUCGCCGCUCCUUCCUCCCCGCCGUCGCGUCUCCCUCCUCCUCGCCGUCGCCUCUCCCUCCUCCCCGCGGUCGCAUCUCCCCACUCCCCCCCGUCGCCUUUCCUUCCCUCUCCGCCGUCGCCUCCGGCGACAGGUGCACGAGCGCAAGCGCGGGUUGGUGCGCAAGCGCGGUUGGUGCGCGAGCGCGGGUUGGUGCGCGAGUUUUCUCAGGCACCGUGGUUAUCAGGUGCGUUCCCGGUCCUUCCGUCCUCCCUUCCCCCCUCUGA